Molecule: messenger RNA, 2754 nt
Organism: Hemiscyllium ocellatum (epaulette shark)
Lineage: Eukaryota; Metazoa; Chordata; Chondrichthyes; Orectolobiformes; Hemiscylliidae
Gene: fah
Product: fumarylacetoacetate hydrolase (fumarylacetoacetase)
Exons: 14
Coding region: 55-1308 (417 amino acids)
Biological process (GO): L-phenylalanine catabolic process; homogentisate catabolic process; L-tyrosine catabolic process
Molecular function (GO): fumarylacetoacetase activity
Source: RefSeq, a predicted model, not a curated record
ACAUGGGCAAGGAGGCGCCCUCCCAGUCACUCUGUCAGCUUGUCUCCUCGAAACAUGUCCUUCCUGAAAGUGGGAGAACAUUCGGAUUUUCCGAUCCAGAACCUCCCGUUCGGUGUGUUUUCCACUCCGGAUAACCCAACCCAUAGAAUCGGUGUUGCCAUUGGAGACCAGAUCUUAGAUCUCAAUGUUGUUAAACAUUUCUUCACUGGCUCAGCUCUCUCUAAACAUCAACAUGUCUUCAGCCAGCCGACCCUUAACUCUUUCAUGGCUCUUGGCCAUGAAGCCUGGAGGGAAGCUCGAGCUUUUCUGCAGCAGCUCCUGUCGGCUGGUGAAGCAACGCUGCGGGAUAACAAAGAACUGAGGCAAAAAGCAUUUGUACCCCAGGCUUCAGCCACCAUGCAUCUCCCUGCGCAGAUCGGGGAUUACACAGAUUUUUAUUCAUCCCUUCAUCAUGCAACAAAUGUUGGAAUCAUGUUUCGAGGAAAGGACAAUGCUCUCAUGCCUAACUGGUUGCACUUACCUGUUGCUUACAAUGGCCGUGCGUCAUCUGUCGUUGUGUCUGGGACCCCCAUCAGAAGGCCCAUGGGACAGACAAACUCAGAUGAAGCGAAACCACCUGUGUUUGGACCCAGCAAACUUCUAGACUUUGAGUUGGAAAUGGCUUUUUUUGUGGCACCAGGCACCAAGUUAGGAGAGAGAAUCGAUAUAUCCCGGGCCCACGAACAUAUCUUUGGGAUGGUUCUUAUGAAUGACUGGAGUGCUCGUGAUAUUCAGAAAUGGGAAUAUGUUCCACUGGGACCAUUCCUAGGGAAGAGUUUUGGAACGACAAUUUCACCUUGGGUUGUAUCGAUGGAAGCUCUGUCGCCAUUCAUUGUGGCCAAUCCUAUCCAGAAUCCCAAGCCCUUGCCGUAUCUGUGCAGUGAUGACCCGUACACUUUCGACAUCAACCUUUCUGUUUCUAUUAAAGGUGAGGCAAUGACUGAAAAGGCGACAAUCUGUCGGUCCAACUUCAAGCAUAUGUACUGGACCAUGAAACAACAGUUAGCUCACCACACUGUUAAUGGGUGCAAUGUGAGACCUGGAGACUUGCUGGCUUCUGGAACGAUCAGUGGCCCUACCCCAGAGAGUUUUGGCUCAAUGUUGGAGUUGUCAUGGAAGGGAACAAAAGUCAUCGACCUUGGGAAUGGGAACACCCGCAAAUUCCUUCAGGAUGGUGAUGAAGUUACCUUGACUGGUUAUUGCCAGGGCAAUGGCUAUCGAAUUGGCUUUGGGGAAUGUACCGGAAAAGUGCUUCCAGCGAAUUCGUAAUGCACUGAGUAUGUUCUGGAUGGGAAAUACAGAAUGUCAUCACAUUUCUCCUGCUUUAACCAUUAAGUGGAACUGAUUGCAAUCAAAUAUUCCCCUCAUCCCGUCUCCAAUUACAAAUUUGACACUAAUCAGUGGGGGACUUCCAAGUUCGUUCACAACUUAAUUCUUGUCAUUAUUGCAUUUAAUAAAACAAAGCACAAAGGGAAGUCCAGCACAGGAAGAGGCCUUUCAGCCCUCCUAGACUGUGCUGAUCAUCAUGCCCUAACUAAACUAAAAAACAAACCUUUUGCCCUUAUUCAGUCCAUAUCCCCCUCCUCCCUCCCUAUUCAGGUAACCAUCCAGAUGCCUCUUUAAAUAUCACCAACACACCUGCUUCCGCCACCUCUUCUGACAGUGUGUUCCAGACUCCUACUACUCUCUACAUAAAAAACUUCCCUUGCACAUUUCCCUUAAACUUUCCCCCUCUCACCUUGAACCUGUAUCCCCUUGUAUUUGAAACUUCAAUCCUGGGAAAAAGCCUCUGACUAUCCAUCAUAUCUAUGCCUCUCAUAAUUUUGUAGACCUGUAUCAGGUCUCCUCUCGGCUUCCAUCUUUCCAGUGAAAACAAUCCCAGUCUUUUUAACCUUUCCUCAUAGCCACUGCCCUCGAAACCAGGCAACAUCCUGGUGAACCUUCUCUGCAUUCUCUCCAAAGCUUCCACGUCUUUCUGGUAAUGUGGCAACCAAAACUGUACACAAUUCUCCAAAUGCGGCCUAACAAGAGUUUUAUAUAGCUGCAACAUGGUUUACCAACUCUUGUAUUCCGUGCCCCAGCCGACGAAGGUAAGCAUGCCAUAUCCCUUCUUAAUCACCUUGGCCACCUGCACUAUCAGCAACUCCACCAAUCUUCAUGUCAUCUGCAAAUUUGCUAAUUAGAUCACCCACAUUUUCCUUCAGAUCAUUUACAUAUCAUACAAACAAGAGAGGAUCUAAGACUGAUCUCUGUGGAACACCACUAGUUACUGGUCUCCAUUCUGAAAAGCACUCAUCCACCACUAACCUCUGUCUUCUACAAUCAAGCCAAUUUUGUUUCCAUCUCGCCAAUCUACCCUGAAUCCCAUGUGAUUUUUAGUGAUUUAUAAUAAUAGUUAAUUUACUAGUCAACAUUAAUUUUCUUUCAGCUGACUCUGUAAGAUAUUCAAAGUAUUUUUUACCAGAUUACUUUGUAUGAAAACAUACCAUUUCAAUAAUAACUGACGUCAAAAGUACAAUGAUUGGAACGAGGCCAGCCAGGUAGACUUCAUAGAGUAUGAUUUCCCUGAUUGGACCAGGUUAGCAGCCACAAUCAGGGAGCCCUAGCUGACAGGAGUGUCAGGGAUUCUGCUCACUCUAGGAACUGGCCCUGAGCCAGCUGAGGUAGUGUCAUGUACAAUGCACAUGUAAUUAAAGGGUUGACUUGGUAACAGGA